This is a messenger RNA of Symbiodinium necroappetens, 268 nucleotides long. Lineage: Eukaryota; Dinophyceae; Suessiales; Symbiodiniaceae. The record is from the annotation of a GenBank genome assembly.
GUCAAUGGAUUUCGAUCUUCAAACAACUGAGGUGGCGAAUCUCGGUCAACGCCAGCGCAAGGCGCCACAGGGCUUCUCUGCAGCCGCGUCUGAGAAGGCUUUCAUCAGGAAGCAAAUCGGGGACCGUGCAGCUGCGGGUGGUGAUGACACCAUGGCGAUCAAGCCAGAGCUGCCGCCAGAGUGCAAGCCACACAGCUUCGACAAGAUCUGCUUCAAGGACUAUAAAGCAAUGGAUGGCCCUUGGUUCGUUUGUGCGCAUCGCAAGUGA